Molecule: messenger RNA, 3955 nt
Organism: Daldinia caldariorum
Lineage: Eukaryota; Fungi; Ascomycota; Sordariomycetes; Xylariales; Hypoxylaceae
Exons: 2
Coding region: 59-3652 (1197 amino acids)
Cellular component (GO): nucleus
Molecular function (GO): poly(A) RNA polymerase activity; RNA binding
Source: RefSeq, a predicted model, not a curated record
CGACACCUCACGUAUCCGGUUACUGCUUGGGCAGAAAACUUAUAGCUACCUACUAGGUAUGGAUACUGAAGUGACUUCAACCGGCCCCUCGGCCGACAUGAGCAGCAGCUAUGACACAGCGUUAUGCAUUAUCCCGCCAAAGCAUUUAUGGACAGCUAUAGACAACUUGAGAGUAUCCUUCGACCCGGCAUACAAGAAAUGGCCACCGCAUAUCAACAUUGUAUACCCAUUUGUACCGGUCGAUAAAUUACACGCUGCUCCCGAACCCGUCAUGUCCAUGCUUCAACAACAAUCUGAAGCUUCACCGCCAGUUAUGCAAUUGGAUGGCUCAGGUUUCAUUUCCAAAGAUGGGCAUUUAACAUAUUUCUUAUACAACAAAUCGUCGACGCUUUUUAAGGACCUGCGGGAGCGCGUGCUAUUCUCUCUAAACCGAGAUUACGACGAGGACGAUCAAAUGUACAUGACGGUUGGACGUACAGCAGAUUUAAAUGAUCCAAUGCUGGAUUCUAUGUUGAACAAGCUCGACUUACUUCCUACCCUUCAAUGGAAAGCUGAGAAGAUUCAUAUCCUUAUACGAGACACGAAUGAGAUUCAUACCGACAAAAUGAGGUUAUGGGGAGAAAUCGAUCUCGCCUCUCGCACCCUCUUGACAAUGCAGAAUCCCGUUGCUUUUUACGAAGAUGAAAGGGCAGCUCGCUCUGAGAAUGAAGAGAAUACUAUUUCGGAAAGCCCACCACUAACACGCCUUCCUUAUCUAUUUCAUUCUACUCAAUUCAAAUGGAUUCAGCUGCCGGAGUUGCCGGUUCUUGAGCAGGUGACUCCGAAUGUGGAAUCACUAAUCAUUGCAAAUUACAAUGUUCACGCCGAGUUUCAACAUCCCCCAAGUCGAGCUCGAAACCCCAUCAUAAUUCAGAAUCUUUUAGAGGCCCAAGCCCGAGCAGAUGUUCUAGUCCUAAAAGAAGUCACGGACGACUUUCUCUCAUGUCUUUGCAAAUAUGAGAGCGUUCGGGAGGUUUAUCCCUUUAUUUCACAUGGCCCCCCCGAUCAGCCCGAUAUUGAGCCACUGCCAAAUCAUCUUAACAUUGUGGUACUGAGCAGGUGGCCAUUUUCUUGGGACUGCAUAUCGCUUUCUAGCACCUGCAAAGGCUUCAUAAUCAUGCAAUUUCCCCAUAUUGGGAAAUUGGAGGGGAAAGCUUUCAUACCGCUCAUCCUAUCCGCCGUUCAUCUCAGCCCGGGUCUCACAAAUGCUUCUAUCACAAGGAAGGAGCAAGAACUAAGAUCUCUCCUCAGUCAUCUAUCCAAGACAUACCCUCGAAAUCCUUGGAUUUUAGCUGGCGAUUUCAAUAUUCCAACGAGUGUAUAUACUAUUGAAACGGCAGUCAAAAGGGGCGAAAUCUCUUCGCAAAGCAGCCAUGCUUUAACUAGACUUGAGAAACUGCCUAUGGAGAUGGGGUUGGUGGAUUCCUGGGUUUCUGCGUGCGUUCGAUACGGUGAUACAUCUGAGAAGGACCCGAGCCAACUGAACUCGAGGAAGGCGUUGCGGGGAGAGAAAGGUCCAACCUAUGACCCAACAGUCAGUAAUCUUGCCAAUAAUACUACUCAUAGCGACUUCGACAAGAAACCUCAACGCUAUGACAGGAUUCUAGUAACGAGAGAAGACUUUAUUGUAACAGGUUUCAACUUAUUUGGUCAGGAAAUGGGAACUUUACACACUGAUUCCGAUAUCGACUCUAAGAAUAAUGAUUCAUACGUCGAGCCCUCACAUGGAAGCGACCAUUGUGGCAUCAGAUGUUCACUAAACCUUUCUCCAAAUAAUCUAGCUCAGCCGAGUAACAACAGAAAGCUCAUCUUCACUCCGCUAGAAGUCAAGCAAAAUCUGACGACCACCUCUCAACUUGUCCAAUAUCUUUACGAGCAAUCCGUAUUGCCUUCUGACGUUGAUGCUGCAGUGAAAGAAACCGCGUUAAGCUUAUUGAAGGAAGUAAUAAUGCAAGAUGACGAUAAUCCCACCCGUGGACUUCCAGCUUUUGUGCUAGUACCUGUCGGAUCUUAUGGGCAGGGAGUCUGGACUGCGACGUCAGAUAUCAACUGCCUCUGCAUCGGACGUAUCAGCCCAAAAACUUUCUUCGCGCUGGCUAUUCAGCGGCUUCGUAGGGCUGCACAGAGGGGCAUCAAGAUCCUGCGACGAUCGGAUGCCCCAUUUGGUCCAGUUCUAGAGCUAGCAGUCGGCCAUGUCAAGAUGGAUUUACAAUAUUGCUCAGCCGUUUCCGUCGCUGAGACCUGGCCAGCCGCGCUGAUGCUACCUUCGGCCGACCCCAUGUUCAAUCUACCACAUAGUACCCUAGGGAUACUAAAGCCAGUGCGUGAUAUGGAUUAUCUCCGGCGAACAACUCCGGAUCUCGCCGCUUUCAGGCUAGCAUACUAUGUAAUAAAGUGUUGGGCAAACCGGCGUGGCAUUUACGCUGCGCGACUUGGUUAUCUUGGCGGUAUCCAGAUAUCGAUUCUACUAUCGCGAAUAUGCAAGCUACUGCUAUAUCAAAAUGGCUCCAUAUCUGUCCCAAUGAUAUUGGCAACUUUCUAUCACCACUACGCGGAGUUUGAUUGGGAUAAGUCCAUGGUUUUUGACCCCUUCUUUCAUGAAACUUUGAGCUAUGUGAGAACUAGACGGGAGCCUAUGGUCAUCUUAGGUUUUUAUGGCCCUCGACUAAACACGGCGCAGACUGUGUCGGUCUCUACGGCUCAAACUAUCAUUAGGGAAUUGAAGAGAGCAGACGCAAUGAUAUCAGAAAGCGAAAUGAUAUGGGCCAAACUCCUCGAUGAGAAUACAGGCGUAAAGGAGUUUUUAGGCACGUAUACAACAUACGUCAAGAUUACUGCUCGGUUCUGGAGUGCCUCUCUGGUGAAAAUAAACAAGACCUUGGAGUGGUUGGAAUCAAUGUGUGCCUCUCUUUUAGUCGAGAUCAGUAGGGUAGCGCCUGAAAUACGUUCAAGGAUCUGGCCAGCACGCUUCGUAAACCAAGAUGCUUCCGAAGAAGACGAAGAAUACGAAGAGCAUUAUAUUAUCGGCUUGGAUUUGGGAGAAUCCAACGGUCAUCAUACAUUAAAUGCAUUAGAUACCUGCGUGCAUACUUUUGACACCUGGAUAAGCAAAGACGAAAAAUUCUUCGACCCCAAGUCAUACUGGAUAAAUACUACAGUAAUUCCACGAGGCGAACUUGGGGAGCUACGAUUGGACAAUCGAGAUUGGGGACAGUACGCAGUCGAAGCCGAGAACGAGGACAUAGGCGAUUCGGAGUUCUGGGCAUCUAUCGAAGAGGAUGAAGUUAGAACCCCACCUGCGAAGAAAAAGAUGCGUCCAUCACACAUUCCAACGCACGGCGGAAAACUCCGAUCUGCGUACGAUAUUCUAAAUAGAAUUCGGUGGGACCAAACCAUGGACAGCAGCGACUACGUCGUCGGCUACGAGGAUCGCUUCUUGGGGGCGAUGGAGCGAUCAAUCGACUCGUGGAAGUCGGAUACGACGCACGAGGAAUUUAUACCAGAGCACAGGAUCCUGUACUUCAAGCGCAAGAGCGACGGGGCCGUCGUGUGGCACAGAGAGGAAAGGCGGGAUGAGAUAUUUGGUAGCGGAGCUUCGAAUCUUGGGCGCUAGGGCUAAGACAUAUGUAAUUCUGCAUAGGUACCUAGUACCUUUAGUUGGUUAUUUUGGGUUGGAUUUACUCAGCGUCAAGUGGAAAUGUGCAUGUGAAGUAUGUCGAUAGGCGCCCAAGGCAUAGGGCAGUGCAGUGGGCGUUGGAUCAUCACCAUGCUGGCGUCUCUUGGCCCCGCCGUGUGAAAGGCGUGUUUACUGGUGUGAUGAAUAUACCAGGUACAAUACCCAAUACCUAAUCGUACCUAAUGUAAGCUCCCAGCCGUGCCAACGGAACGAUAUCCAAUCCUUCUUGGUCAGGUGAUA